GUCAUGCUUGGGAAAUUCCAAAAUGGGCGGAUCUGAGUCAAUGUUCCUUCUGGGCAGAGGAGAGGAAGUAAAAGCGAUGUCCGUGAUGCAAAGCUUUGGAGGUCCCGGAGCUGUUUGGACCUCGAUCCGUACAGUUUUUAGCAGGCAGAAAUACCUGGAAACUCAGUAAUUGAUCUGCAGUCAUGGAAAGCAAGGGACCUUAUCGAAUCUAUGACCCUGGUGGGGGAACACAGGAAAAAGCAUCUGCUGCCUUUGAACAGCUAGUGGAAGAAAAUGCAAAACUUAAGGAGAAGAUGCAGGGGAUUAAAUCUCUAGGUAACGGAGAGUUAUUAGAAGAGUCGCAGUUAGAAGCGUCCAGAUUACGUCAAAAAGUGGAAGACCUUGUGAAGGACAACGAAAUGCUAAGAUCAGCCUCUUCUUUUGAAAAAUUUGAAGAAAUAGCAGGUGAGAUUCCAGAACUUUGCUCGUCCUCUGAUAUUCCAGUGGAGGGUGAGAAGACCCAAGAAAAAGCAGCACAAAAGCCAUCUUCCAAUGACGUAGAGCCACUUCUGAACGAGGACACCAACCUUAUGCUCCACCUUCAGCGCUUUGAGAAUACGCUCAGUCUUUUCGCUGAGGAGUCUGACAAAACCCAGCUUUUCGCCCAUCUGGGGCGCAUGGCUCUCGAGUUUAACCGCCUGGCCUCCAAAGUGCACAAGAAUGAGCAGAGGACAUCCAUUCUUCAGGUUCGAAGGCUGCUGGUAGAUGUGCACAAUUCAUUUGCUUCUCUGUAUUCCUGAGUUCUCAUCUCAUUUUUAUUUUUU
This is a messenger RNA of Thamnophis sirtalis, 803 nucleotides long. NCBI's taxonomy places the organism in Eukaryota, Metazoa, Chordata, Lepidosauria, Squamata, Natricidae. The record is from RefSeq and is a predicted model, not a curated record.